Messenger RNA from Enterobius vermicularis (human pinworm), 837 nucleotides. Lineage: Eukaryota; Metazoa; Nematoda; Chromadorea; Rhabditida; Oxyuridae. The record is from the annotation of a GenBank genome assembly.
AUGUCUGAUGAAAAAAGACACAACUCCAACGAUGAACAACUUGCUGAGCAGUUGAGAAGAGAUGAAGAAAUUCUGUAUGAAGAAACUAACAAACAAAAUGAAGAGAUUGAAGCUGAAGUUAAACAAACACAACCGCUUGUUUCCAAAAAAGAACCUGUUGAAACUCUUGUUGAGUUGUACAAUGCUAAAGAAAGUGCAGAAUACUUCCAGAAAGCGAAGGAACUUUCUCUGACUUAUGAAAGUUUACGACGCACACGUCAUGACGGAAAUUGUUUUUACCGAUCAGUUUUAUUCGCUCAGCUGGAAAGUAUCUUGAAAGACGUCGAUGAACGAACAAGGUUCACAAAUGUUUGCAAGGGAUGGCGGAGUAGGUUGCUGAAGCUGGGGUUUCCUGAAUUUACAACAAACGACUUCUGUGACUGGUUUGAUGAGUUGCUCGACAGCAUAAACCAGGGUAAAGUUAAUGAAGAAACCUUAUUCGCUACGCUGAAUGAUGAUGGAGCAUCCAACUACUACGUUAUUUUUUUUAGGCUUAUAACUUCCGGUUAUUUACGGGAACACAGUGUUGAGUUUGAAGGUUUUGUUGAGGGCGGCCGCACUGUGGAACAGUUUUGUAGGGAAGAGAUUGAGCCUAUGUGGAAAGACUGUGAUCACUUAGCUGUUACCUCACUCACAAGUGCUAUAGAGGUGUCUAUUCGCAUUGAGUAUAUGAAUCGUUCUGCAGCUCCUGAGGGAGGGUAUCAUCACGAUUUUAUUUUCCAUGAGAGGCCUCCACGAUUGUAUUUUUUAUACCGUCCUGGCCAUUAUGAUAUUCUGUAUAUUCGUGACAAAAGCUGA